Molecule: messenger RNA, 2801 nt
Organism: Pomacea canaliculata
Lineage: Eukaryota; Metazoa; Mollusca; Gastropoda; Architaenioglossa; Ampullariidae
Product: mediator of RNA polymerase II transcription subunit 26-like
Exons: 3
Coding region: 155-2287 (710 amino acids)
Biological process (GO): positive regulation of gene expression; regulation of transcription by RNA polymerase II
Cellular component (GO): nucleus; core mediator complex; mediator complex
Molecular function (GO): transcription coregulator activity
Source: RefSeq, a predicted model, not a curated record
GCAUUUGACGUCAUGCCACUGGAGAGGUUUCCCAGAUGUCAGUGCGUCGACGAAAAGUCUUACAAUGUAUGGACGGAGUCCGCCAUUCUGGUGGGUCAACGUCUCGAUCUCAGCGGGCAAAACUCGCUAAAUUUAUACGAUUUUUCAUUUCCUAAUGCUGCCUACGCCAGUCGAGAUCAACAAAAAACUAUUGAAGGCACUUGAUGAAGACAAUAAUGUCAAAGAUGUACAGGCUGUACUGGAGGUUAUCUCCUUAUUGGAAACCUACCCCAUCACGCGGUCGGCAUUGGAGCAAACUCGAAUUGGCAGAACAGUUAAUGAACUUCGCAAGAAGGUCAGUGAUGUGCAGCUAGCAAAGCGAGCAAAACAGCUGGUGAGAAAUUGGAAAAAAAUUGUUGAUGAGACUAGUGGGGUAAAUGGCGAACAUUCUCUGUCAACUCCAUCUCAUCCGGCCGUUGCUGCCUUGCAAGUCAGCCCCGCUGUUUCUCCUGCCUUGGGACGGACAAUUGGCUUGGCAACAGGGUGUGCCAUGUCUCCAGUUUUACCUGGAGCCAGACCUCGUACGCCAUUGACUAUGGGGCCUCGUGUAGCAUCACCUGCCCUAGCUGGAGGGAAGCCAUCUACGCCAACAAUGGCUCCUAGGGUUGCAUCGCCUGCAGUAGGCGUGAGGCCUUUGACUCCCAGUUUAGCUGGAGCACAAAGGGUUGCAUCUCCAGCCUUGAUUCCAAUCAAGUCGCGUACGACUCUCUUAUCUUGUACCACAUCUCCUGUCCUGGAUGCCAACAAGCCACAGGUAAAAGCUUGCUCACCUGCUCUUCGACCAACAACUCCUAGCACAUUGUUUACAAAUACAAAGCAUGAGGAUAAUGGGAGGAGGGUUAUGCAAGAUGUCAGCAAGACUGUCAGCAGGGAAAGAAUAAGAGGGGCAGAAGACUUAAAUGGCAGUGGGCGUUUGACACCAAGCUCAGCAAGUGAGAACAGCCAGGACAGGCUUCUUGUUGACAAAGACAAUGGUGUGAUAGACUCUGACUCUCAGUCUUCAUGUAAAUUCAGCCAGAGCAGCAGUCACUCCAAAGUUAAUAAUCAGCACAACCAUUCCAUGGGUGUGUCUUUGUCUAAUUCCAGUGAUAAAGGGUCGCAUAAAGAUCAAAGAGAGCUGUCCAAAACGAAUGCAGCCAACAGGAAAAGAACACGCCAAGGAUCGUUGUCACCUCCCCUUUCAUCUAGCAAACUCUCUCGAGUAGAACCUUCAAGUCUUUCAUUGAGUAGUCACAAAAAUGAAAAAGUGAUAAAUGGGUGUGUGAAAUCGACAAAAAAAUAUCCUGGAGCAGAAAUGCACAGGGUGGGUUCUGCUGGUUCUCUUCCCUCCAUGUCAACUUGUGUGUCAUCACCUUUCACGCCCUCAGUGUUUCAUGAAGAAUCAUCACUUUUACGUGCCAACAGUCUCCACCGCCAGGAGAGUGCAGACUCUCGAAUGUUUGGGCAGUCAUUUGACCGCCUGUCUAAAGACAAGCCUAAAGUUAAAACAACUGAGCAGCUGAUAGAAGGGCUUCAGAAAAAGAACAAUAGUGCACAAGUGGGAACUAACAUUAUCACUCAACUUCGCACGAAUCAGAUUGAAAAGGAGAGGGACAUCCAAGGAUCUGUUCUGCCACCUGGGAUGAAGCCAAAAGGUCGAAGGAAAAAUCGUGGCAGAGACGAUGAUUUCAUAUUGACCAUUCCAUCAUCAGAUGUGCCUCUAAGUCAGGCCAAGACAGAGCUGGUUCAACGUUUCUUGAAAACCUCUGACCCUUCAUCUACUGUGGAGGAGUAUAGCCCCUUCAAAGAAGACUUUACACUUCAUAGAUCCCCUUCUGCUUUAGACACAAGCAUGCACCUUGGAACCUGCAGUAGUUCUUACUCUAAAGACACCUAUGAUGCAAGUUUUUCGGCUAGUCGCCAGGACCGUCAUGAGGCACCCCAACAAGAGGAGAGCAGCAUUGAUGAAGCACUUCCUGGAGUUGGGGCCUUGCAGGGCUACACAAGUUCUCUCAGUCUUGAUGAGAUCUAUGCCCAGUUGCCCCCUGUAGAUAGCAUUGACUGGGAUGCUGUGGAUUUCUAUGAACUGCCAGAGUCUACACCAGUCACUGAAGAAACAGUGACCCGCCUACACACAUCCGAGUGGUCAGGAGUAAAUGGCGUUCAUGAUCUAAAUGGGGUUUGGCAUGGUUGGAAUCAGACUGUCUCGUUGCAGUCGUACAACGGUGACUUGUUGCAUGUUCUGCCCUAUGUUGACCUAGACAACUAGAGUGUCUUGAUUGGCAGUAUGCAUGAGUUUGUGUGAAAUGUCUUUUGAGUGCCUGUUCUCCAUCCUGCCAUGAUAAAAUGUGGGAAUGGCUGAGCUGAAGAUAUUCUAAUUCAUUCAUUCCGUUCCCCACCCCCCUACCCAAAACUUCUCCAUGCACUUGCCCAUUACUGUACAUAAAUUGUUCUGUUGAGAUGCCAUCAACUUGAGGUUGUCUCCUUUCUGUUAGGGUUUUUUGUUAAACCAGAGUAUGUUUGCCUUGAAGCAGAUGUUGAUUGGUGGAGAACUUAUUUAUGUCUGUGAUGGGGCAAAGCCAGGGCUCGUGAAAGGGUUAAUAAUGGGUCAUUCAUUGCAAAUGUGUAAUCAUUUGUAUCAUUAAUUAUUUUUUCAAUUAUGUGUACUUUUUUUCACAGAGCUUGAGUUCUCGAAAAAAAAUUAUGACGUUGAUUUUCAGCGUGUAUGUUUUGUUCUUGUUGAAGAGAUUACAGGAACACAAAUAAAGAAAUCUGAGAUACAG